Cadophora gregata is the source of this 1119-nucleotide messenger RNA. RefSeq lists its product as uncharacterized. Gene Ontology annotation, molecular function: aminopeptidase activity. NCBI's taxonomy places the organism in Eukaryota, Fungi, Ascomycota, Leotiomycetes, Helotiales, Ploettnerulaceae. Bases 1 to 1119 code for a protein of 372 amino acids. The record is from RefSeq and is a predicted model, not a curated record. The transcript has 4 exons.
AUGAGAACUCCAAAUAGCGUCCGAGUCGGUCAAGCAACCGUAGGAGAAGACGGCAGUUCCGUCCGCAGCGGCGUAACCGUCAUCCUCCCCCGCGCCCCAGACGACAUCUCCAUCCCCUGCUACGCUGGAAUGCACACACUGAACGGCAACGGUGAAGUCAGCGGAUCCUACCAGAUCAAAGACUGGGGCUUCACCAAUAUGCCUAUUGCGCUUACCAACUCGACUAGUUUCGGGACUGUGUUUCAGCAGAUUUGGGAAUGGACGUUGAAGAAUGCUCGUGAUAAAGGCACGUCGUUGGAGACGAUGAGCCAUAAUUAUGGGACGCCGGUUGUGGCUGAGACGGCGGAUUGGUGGUUGAAUGAUGUGCAUAAGGCGGGGUUGAAGCCGGAGACUGUGCAGGAGGCUUUUGAGAAUGCGGUGACGCAGGAGGAGGUUUUGGAAGGGCAGAAUGGUGGUGGGGCGGGGAUGACUUGUCAUAUGUUUCCUGGUGGGACGGGGACGAGUUCGAGGGUUGUGAAGGGUGGUGAAGGAAGUGAGGGUGUGGAGUACACGGUUGGGGUUUUGUGUCAGAGCAAUUAUGGACAUACACAUGAUAUGCAGAUUGGAGGAGUUCCUGUAGGAAAACUGAUUUUGAAGGAGAAGGGAUCACCCGUUCAUAUGCCAGAGUCAGCAAAGGAAACCGAGGUCAAAGGAGGCAAAGCGGAUGACGGAAGUAUCGUUAUCAUUCUCAUUACCGACGCCCCCAUGCUCCCCCACCAACUGGUCCGCCUCUCUCGCCAUUGCGCCGUCGGACUCACACAAGUCGGCGGCCACGGCGUAGGAACCAACUUCUCAGGCGACAUCAUCCUCUCCCUGUCCACCGGUAACAGGCCCAACGAACGUGUACUCAACACUCCCAAGAACGGUAUUUCCGUCAUUGAGAGCAACGAUAUCAAGAUCAUCAAGAAUGAGAGUAUGGAUACUAUGUUCCGUGCUGCGAGUGAGGCGACUGAGGAGGCGAUUUUGAACUCUCUUGUUGCUGGGAGGGAGGGGAGAACUGGUCACAAAGGGAUUAGGUUGGAUGGGUUUCCAGUUGAACUUGUGGGUGAGCUGUUGGAGAAGUACAGAAUCACUAUUUGA